Molecule: messenger RNA, 2142 nt
Organism: Daucus carota subsp. sativus
Lineage: Eukaryota; Viridiplantae; Streptophyta; Magnoliopsida; Apiales; Apiaceae
Exons: 2
Coding region: 22-1530 (502 amino acids)
Source: RefSeq, a predicted model, not a curated record
ACCCCCUCCCCUGCUGAAUAAAUGAAGUCCCAUCCACUUCUCAAAUCUCAAAUCUUAUCUCCCAUUUCUAAUUCUCUACUUCCUUCGUCUGAGAUAAAGAUGAAUUCACUACAGCGCUUUAGCCAUCCCAAGCAUCCACUACUACUCAAAAAAGAUGAUCUUCUUGGGGUGGAUGCUAAAUGCUAUGUCUGUAACAAAACAGUAAUAGGCUCUCCUACAUAUACAUGUACUAGUCACGAUAUCGAGUGUCAAGGUUUAUACCUACACAAGAGUUGUGCAGAAUUCCCCCAACGGAUCAAUCACGAAAAUCACAACCAACACCCUCUUACUCUCCGACCACCACUCUCUAGAUGGCUGUGCGAUGUUUGUUUAGGUCAGGGGAAUUUUGUUUAUUAUUGUGAGCUUUGUGAGUUUGUUUUAUGUGUAGAUUGUGCUUUUGAAGAGAGAGUGCUUUGUCAUGAAGGGCACGAGGACACUCUACAAUUGAUGCACAGGAAAGUCUUGUUUUCCUGUGAUGCUUGUUACGAAGAGGCUAAAGACUCUUCGUAUGUAUGCACCACCUGUGAAUUUUGGAUUCACAAGGAAUGUGCAUUGGCACCAUUAAUUAUUCAAACUUCUCCUAAUCACCACCACUCUCUGCAUCUUAUCUAUUCCAUUCCUGACAUGCAUCGCUAUUUUAAGCGAUUCUGUGCCAUCUGUGAAGGAGUGGUUCAGAAAAACAGCUGGCUCUAUUAUUGCCACAAAUGCACAUUUUUGGUUCAUAUGAAAUGUGUUACACGCUCAGAUUCAGGAUCAACGUCGGAUAAUAUUCAAGACCCUUAUAAUGAAUCUGAUUUGGUAGAAUUUCCUCUACCUAACAAGGAAUCACUCUUUGAUCUGAUUCUAUCCCAGUGUGGAAGCAGGUUCCAAGUGGUUGCAGGAGAAGGUGACAACACUAUCUGCGCUCCAUCAACAUUGCCUUAUGAGCCGGAUAUAAUUGAAGAACACUGGAGCCACAAAAACCAUCCGUUAGAAAAGCUCCAGUACUUUAGUAUUCGUGAGAAUGCUAACAGCGACAACGGUGAUGAUGAAAGAGUGUUGAUAUGCGAUGGGUGCAUCCAACCCAUAACUGCAACCUAUCCGUCUUAUUAUGCUUGCAUCCAAUGUGGUUUCUUUCUUCACUCCUUCUGCGCCACCCAGAUGCCACUAGAGCUGCCUGCAGGCACAUCCUCAUUUCACCCGCAACAUUUCCUCUUACUUAAGAAAACAGAAUGUUUCUAUAAUCUCGUCAAAUGUGAAGUUUGUUGGUUCAGAACCAAUGGAUUCUACUAUCACUGUGAGCCUUGUGAUAUCAACAUUGAUAUCCGAUGUGCAUUCUUGCCUGCCAGGAUCAAACAUAAAUCUCACAAGCACCACUCCCUUGUUCAACGUCCGAUCCCCAGUUGGACCACACCUAUUUGUAGUUUAACCAAGUAUACUAUCUAUGGCGGAGUGGUGUAUGAAUGCGAGAUUUGCAGUAGCUUCCAGAUACAUAUACUUUGUUUAUUUUAGGGAAAAUUAAUUCUAAAGUCCCUGAACUAUAAGCACUUUUUUUUCUAGGUCCCUGAACUAUAAAUGUCAAUUCAUAAGUAAUUCAACUCUUGAUUUUUUCCUACCUGGGUCCUUCCGUUAGAUCUGAUUUGACGCCGUUAGUUUUUCCGGCGAACUUGGUCGGAAAAGCUCAAAUCCGGUGAGCUUGAAUUUUCCGACGAAGCUAAUUUGAACACUAAAAAUCACGAAAAUUAUAUGAACAUGCUCAUAAUCACACGAUCUAUCAAUCUACAUCAUUAUAAUUCGAAAAAAGCUAUUAAAAUGAAAACUAAUAUUCAACUCAAAAUUCGAACAUUACCAAACUAAAUUUUGAUGGUAUAGAUGGAUAGGGGAUUGAAAAACGAGCAAUUUGAUUACUCAAGCUUCAAAUUUGGAUACCGGAAUCACCUUCAAAUUUACCUUUGAUUCUUAUGAACUUGAGAAGAACUAACGGCGUCAAAUCAGAUCUAACAGAAGGACCCAGAUAAGAAAAAAUCAAGAGUUGAAUUACUUAUGAAUUGACAUUUAUAGUUCAGGGACCUAGAAAAAAAAGUGUUUAUAGUUCAGGGACUUUAGAAUUAAUUUUCCCUUUAU